Messenger RNA from Gongylonema pulchrum, 135 nucleotides. The record is from the annotation of a GenBank genome assembly. NCBI's taxonomy places the organism in Eukaryota, Metazoa, Nematoda, Chromadorea, Rhabditida, Gongylonematidae.
AUGUAUUUUGCUUCGGAGCUUUUCUGUGCAAAACUUACAAUGCCGGGUACGUUGGCAUUGAUUGGUUCACGGCACAGUGGUGUAACAGGAGUACUGUCUGUUGAAGUUGGCGAGGAGCUUGUGGUUUUUAAAUGA